Molecule: messenger RNA, 813 nt
Organism: Fonsecaea nubica
Lineage: Eukaryota; Fungi; Ascomycota; Eurotiomycetes; Chaetothyriales; Herpotrichiellaceae
Exons: 2
Coding region: 1-813 (270 amino acids)
Molecular function (GO): NADH dehydrogenase activity
Source: RefSeq, a predicted model, not a curated record
AUGGCGUCGAAGCUUGUGCCACAGCUGGUCCGCCAGGCGACCAGGACAGCUACCAGAGCUCCUCGAAGACAGCUGUUCCAUCCCAGACAAUUCUCGACCUCACCUUCGUCGCGAAGUGAGUCGCUCUCAGUGCAUCGCAACACUCCCGAAAACAACCCUUCCAUCCCCUUCAAGUUCAAUGAAACCAAUCUCCGGCUCAUCGAUGAGAUCACCAAGCGCUACCCACCACAGUACAAGAAAGCCGCCGUGAUGCCCCUUCUGGAUCUGGGCCAGCGCCAACACGGGUACACCUCGAUCAGCGUCAUGAACGAAGUCGCCCGCAUCCUCGAGAUGCCGCCCAUGCGUGUCUACGAAGUGGCGACCUUUUAUACCAUGUACAACCGCAACCCCGUGGGGAAAUAUUUUGUCCAGGUGUGCACCACCACGCCGUGCAUGCUGGGAGGAUGCGGGAGCGACGUGAUCAUGAAAGCGUGCGAAGAGUUUCUGGGCAUCCACUCGGGCCAGAUGACCGAAGACAAACUCUUCUCGCUACUCGAGGUGGAAUGUUUAGGCGCCUGUGUCAACGCACCCAUGGUCCAAAUCAACGACGAUUACUACGAGGAUCUCACGCCGGAGACGACCGUGCAAUUGUUGCAGGCAUUGAAGGACUCGGCCACCAUCAGUGGAUAUGAUGUGUCCAAGGUCCCGAGGCCGGGGCCGCAAGUCUACGAGGGAAAACAGAGAAUGACCUGCGAGCCGCGGGCGGGGAAGACGACGUUGCUGGGCGAGCCAUAUCACAUUAAAGACGUCCUGAGGACAGACGGGGAGCUGUGA